AUGUCAGCGAAACCUGUGCCAGACGAGCAAAUACGCCCCGGCACACUCCUUACACUGCAGAUGCAGCUCAUCAAGGUAUACAUAGAUGCCCAAAUAGCCACGCUCAUGGUAGAGAGUUCUCUCAUCCACCCCCCGGAUGUGGUACAACCACACACUGUCUCCACGGGAGACAUUCUGUACAUAGUUCAAACUUCUUCCCCUAGUUCAUCUCCCCUACCCCAAGAUACCCGUGAUCGGCUACAAACUUCUAAAGGGACAAAUAAGAAUCCUGCCCAACACCGCCACUUAUAUGCCCCCGUAUUACUAUACAAUAAUGGGCCUGAUCCCCGCCCACCUCAAUUAUUGAUACUAAUACUACAACAACGCCUUCCUCUAUGUGAAGGGAAAGAUAGUUUAACACUGAAUUUCCUUUACAGCAUUGUUCCGUACUUAAUCACAAAUGAUGAAGAUACUGACUAUUAA
Messenger RNA from Pelobates cultripes (western spadefoot toad), 462 nucleotides. NCBI's taxonomy places the organism in Eukaryota, Metazoa, Chordata, Amphibia, Anura, Pelobatidae. The record is from the annotation of a GenBank genome assembly.